AUGACGUUCUCUAUAAGCUGCAUCAUAGUAGGAGCGGUAUCUGACCUAGCAGCCAUACUGUCGAAAGAAAGACGGCUCAUUUUUCCGGCUUACUUUCCUUGGGAUCAUAAGAAAUCUGCAUUGGCUUACCACGCAAGCAACACCUACCAAGUUCUUGGACUUUACGCACAAAUUUAUCAGGACAUAUUAUGUGAUACGUAUCCGGCAACAUUACUUUGGUUGCUGAAAGGUCAUUUAAGGGUUUUAGGAAUGCGCGUUAAGAAAAUUGGAUAUAUUCCCGAAAAAUCACUAGAAGAGAAUUACGAAGAAUUGGUGGAAUGUGUUAAGGAUCAUCAGACUUGCUUCGAGUUCCACAAACUCUGUCAAAAUGUAAACUCCUGAAUCAUGCUGCUGCAGUUUGCCUCAACUCAGGUUAUUCUUUGUACCGUCGGUUAUUUUCUCUGUAUGAUACAGGAGAUAACCUUCUGCUGUUACUGUGGAACCGAAUUGAUGGAAGAGAGCCUCGCAUUCACAGAGGCUUUGUAUUCAUGCAAUUGGAUGGACCAAAAUACGAAAUUCAAACAGAUUCUUAUCACAUUU
Messenger RNA from Hermetia illucens (black soldier fly), 579 nucleotides. RefSeq names its product odorant receptor 2a-like. The record is from RefSeq and is a predicted model, not a curated record. Gene Ontology annotation, molecular function: odorant binding; olfactory receptor activity. NCBI's taxonomy places the organism in Eukaryota, Metazoa, Arthropoda, Insecta, Diptera, Stratiomyidae. Gene Ontology annotation, biological process: sensory perception of smell. The transcript has 2 exons. Gene Ontology annotation, cellular component: membrane. Bases 1 to 381 code for a protein of 126 amino acids.